Clonostachys byssicola is the source of this 4263-nucleotide messenger RNA. Lineage: Eukaryota; Fungi; Ascomycota; Sordariomycetes; Hypocreales; Bionectriaceae. The record is from the annotation of a GenBank genome assembly.
AUGGAGCUUGCUGGCCUCGUGGUCGGCGUCGCCGGCCUCGCGGGGAUCUUCAGCACCUGUGUGGGAGCCAUUGAGAGAGUUCAGUCCUAUCAGGCAUACACCGCUGAUUCGGGGGCUCUGGAAACGCGCUUCAAGGUCGCCAAAGUCCGUUUCGAAGCGUGGGGUUCAGCCGUCGGGAUAGAACACGGCAGAUUGCUAGCCGACCAUCAUCCUGGAUUAGAUGACCCAAACAGAAUAGAGGUGAUAACUGAAACGCUACAAAUCAUCCUGAAGGCUAUAUGCGAUGAAAGUCAAAAGUCUUCGAAACAAACCCGCUUGUCUAAGACUCAAGACAAUGCGACCCUGAGAUCAAACGGCACUCAUGCCUCGAUAUCAUCCGAAUCCAAGAAACGCAGAGUACAAUGGGCGCUCUGGGGUAAAGAUGGUCGCAUGGAAAAGGUUGAAUUGUUUGAGAAGCUGGUGGACGGGCUGUACCACCUCGUGUCGCCUUCAGGAGGAGGGGAGAUGAUAAGCUCGCCGCCUCAGUAUGGAGAGGAAAAAGUACCAGAAGUCGACAUGCACCAAACUGGACUUGAUGAUAUACGGCGUAUUCUUGUUCGCCGGGAUAGCCAAAUCAAAGCCAAGUUCCUUCGUGAACUCUAUGUCUGGCUAGGUCACCACUCUCCAACCGAGUUCUACCAAGAAGCCCUCCAAAAGAAAGCCAAUGGUACCUGCGAAUGGUUUCUGCAUCGGCCUGCAUUUUUAAACUGGCUGGAUGCCUCCGUCCCUCGAAACCUGCUCUGGGUUCACGCCCCUGCAGGAUUUGGGAAAACCGUUCUCAGCGCUCGCAUUGUGGACUAUGUAUCAUCCACCGAUUUAACGCCCGUCGCGUACUUUUUCUUCUCGUCCGAGAGUGAGGGCUCCAGGGACCCUUUCGUUGCCAUUAGGUCCUGGGUCUCUCAGCUCGUUUCAUGUGACUCGGGCGCAGGUGCAUUUGAAGACGUCCUUGGGAUGUGGGAGGCUGACCAUGACCCAGUUGCAUCGCGUUCUACUGUCCUUGAGAUUUUCACACAGCUCCUUUCGGCAAUCCCUAAUUGCAUUCUUGUUGCCGAUGGCCUUGAUGAAUGCCUAGGAUCUAAUCAAGGAAAUACAACGAUAUCAAGCUUUGUACGUCAUGUCAUAGAUGUCGUAGCUACGACAAAUACCAGGGUUCUCCUUGUCAGUCGCGAUGAACCUAGUAUACGAACUGCCCUUGCGAGCUCGCCGGAGAUACUUACCGAAUACAAGAUCUCAUCCACCGACGUUCAGUCUGACACCGCUGCUUACUCCGAUGAAAUUGUCAAAACUAUGCUUCCUAACAAGACCGAGGACGUUCGAUCAACCCUUUCUAAAGCAAUGGCUGCUCGGUGUGAUGGCCAGUUCCUCUGGCUCAAAUUACAGGAGAGCUCUCUCAGGAAGGGACUGAACAAAAAGCAAUUACAGAAUGUCAUACAAAAUACGCCCCCUGGACUCGAGUAUAUUUAUGACAGAAACUGGCACCGAAUCACAAGUCUACAACCAGACGAUCAGGGUCGAGCCAUUUGCAUCCUAAGGUGGUUGGCAUUCGCUUUGCGUCUACUUACAGUCCAGGAGAUUACCGAGGCAGUGCUUGUCAAUGAGACAGAGGAGCUAUUACCGGAAGAUUUACCUGAUGAAAUAGACGAUGACUAUGUUGAAAGUGAAAUCAUCGGUCUUUGUGGGACUCUCUUGGAAGUCCGGAACUCUUUUGCUAACUCUCUCCCGAGAGACCGAACUCUACACAUACCUCACUUUUCCGUGCGAGAGUACCUUGUUUCGAGGCUUCCCUACCCUUCAUUCAUCGAUGAAGAUGGGGUCCUUAACGAAAGUUGUGAGAAGGCUCAUCACACACUGCUCGCGAUGACCUGUAUUCAAUACAUAAGCCUCAUCCAAGUCUGGGACAACUCCCAACACCAGCCUGACGACCCGUUACCGUGCGCCGCAUUUCGAGAUUAUGCUGCUACCCGAUGGUACGAGCACACAAGGUUGGGCUUGGCAGAUUCCCCCGAGAUAGUCUCGUUGUGUCUUGAAUUGUUUCAAGAAGAAAAUCCCGCUUGGGUUGAAUGGAGAAACUGGUUCGAAUUGAACCGCAAAAGCAGAAAGAGAAAUCGGCCUGAGCGUGUCCUUCCAAGCCCCCUCUUUUAUGCGGUGAAGCUGGGUUUGGAUAAAGUGGCGGCUUGUUUAGCAACAAGCGCUGAUGUCAACGGAGCAAGCAGUCGCGGACGAACACCUUUAGGUGCGGCGUGCUCUAAAGGGAACUUGACCAUUGCUAAGUUACUUACCAAGCAAGGGGCCAAGGUUGAUGCCGCGCCAGGCUCGAACGGGGUGACGCCGCUGCACAAAGCAUCAAAACAUGGCUUCAACGAGGUUGUGAAGUUUCUCCUUGGAGAGGGGGCUGAUAUUCAGGCAUUUGAUGUACAUGGAUGGACUCCAAUGGCAUUAGCAUCUAUGCGUGGUCAUCUUGAAGUAACCACGCUCCUUCUAGAUAACGGGGCUCCAGUUGAGGUUUGCACAUCUGAUGGCUCCAGUCCACUAAUGUUAGCCUGCGCCAGAGGCCAUUCUCAUGUUGCGAAACUUUUGUUGUGGAGGGGCGCUUCUAUUUCCUCCGAGGACCGAUUAGGGAAUACCUCUAUGCAUUUAGCUGCCUGUAAUGGCCACCUCGAGGUUGUGAAACUCCUUCUGGAACACGAGGCUGGAGUUAUAGCUCCUAUUGGUCACGAGGGAGCCUCUGAAGGGUAUGAAGAAAGUGUGAAUCUUCCUCGGGAAAAACAAGCUGGAAUCUUCGACAGACGCAAUAUCGUUGGUGAUGCGCCUUUGACCGUGGCCGCUAGUAACGGCCAUCUUGAAGUCGUGCGACUUCUCCUGGAAUACGAGGCUACAGUUGAGACGGCUGAUAGACAUCAUAGAAGUCCUUUGCAUUUUGCUGCGGUUCUUGGCAAUGUUGAGAUGGUAAGGCUCCUUCUGGAAAAGGGUGCAGACACCACUGCCCAAGAUUUUUCUGGUUGCACCCCAUUAUUAUGUGCAGCACAGAGAGAUCACAGCGAAGUGGUUAAGCUUCUCUUAGAUAGAGAAGCGUCUGUUGGGUCCACAGAUCAAACUGGGGUGACUUCGCUGAUGCAUGCUUCUGGAUUUGGUCAUAUCGAAACUAUGAGAGUUCUUCUGGAAGCAGGAGCUGAUAUCAAGGCUACGAGUGACAACGGAGGGACUCCACUAAUAUUUGCAUCCGAAGAUGGCCAUGUCGAAGCGAUGAGGGUUCUCCUAGAUAGAGGAGCUGGCAUCGAGACUGCGGAUAAUGACGGGUGGACUUCUCUGAUGAUUACUUCUCAAAACGGCCAUACCGAAGCUGUCAAGAUGCUCUUGGAACGAGGAGCUAAUACUGAAGCCAUGGAUGCCUUUGGGUGGACUUCAUUGAUGCUUGCUUCCCAAAAUGGCUAUAUCGAAGUUAUCAAGAUUCUCCUAGAAAAGGGAGCUAAUGUCGAGGCUUCGGAUACUGACGGAUGGACUCCACUGUUGAUCGCUUCCCGGCAUGGCCAUGCAGAAGCCCUUAAGCUGCUUUUAGAUCAUGGCUCCGAUCCUGCUGUUUCGAAUUCCCAACGGGAAACUGCACUCCACCUGGCAUCCGAGCAUGGCUUCUGCGAGAUGAUGGACCUCCUUCUUAAUACAUCUGCUCCUAUCUGCAAUAAGCAGGAUCAAUGUGGUCGCACGCCUCUGUUUCUAGCCUCUGUAUAUGGGCAUCAUCAAGCAGUGAGGACCUUGUUGUCAGAUAGUCGAGUCGAUCAAGAAAUGAAGGACUGGCGCGGGUCGACCCCCUUAUUUACUGCAGUGGCCAAUGGCCACUAUGAAACAGCACAACUUCUGAUCUCCGAGUCUACAAAUUUAGAGACUCAGAGUGGCACCAAACGGGAUUUGCUGUGGUGGGCGCGACGUAGCGGAAACCCGCAAGUCGUUCAGAAGGUUAAGGAGCAUGCACAAAAGAUGGACAGGCCUUUAAACGAUCAAGAAGGUGAAUUUGCCGUGGAAGUUGUUCCGUUCAAGCUGGAAACUGGUUUCUGCGAUGCCUGUACUCUCAGUUUUUCAAGUGAUGCCUCCUACGAAUGUCUCCCAGAUCACAAUUUCGGGUUGUGCCAGGAGUGCUUUGACGAAGGUAUUAGGUGCUCUAACUCGACACACGAAAUGAAACUUAUCGAUGGACCUUCAGAUUCUGAUGAUGAGUCUGACGAUGGGUAA